CCAAUAAGAUCUUGCUCUGUAAACGGAAGUAAACAGUGAACAAGUUCUACGUUAGCGUUUUUGUUAUUUAUAAGUUCCUUAAACACUGGUACUCAACGUGACUCAUUUAACUGCGCAGCAUCAUAUACUUACCACAUUUUGUGUUUAAUUCGCUUUAGAGACAGGACAUGAUAGAUGUUCCAGGUAACGCUAGCUAGCUGCUAACAAUGGCUAACUGUAUGGGGUUUCACACUCAAAUAGCCUCCAUCAUGGAGGUACUAGCGAAUGCAGCCGUGGCAGAGGUAUGUAAACUCGUAGAUGACGACUAUGCAGUGUUUCGUUUGGAAAUAACUCAAAGCCAGAAAGAGAACAUGGCAUUGCGCAGGAAACUACAGCUACUGGAAGUGAAGGUGGCACGGGAGCGCGUCUUCGCCAGUCGUCCCAGAAGUGUCAAGAUCGUCGACCGAUACAGAGGAAUAGAAAGAGGUGAAGGACAUCUUACUGGAGGCCACAAGAGCUUUGUGAAGCCAGCGGGACACAAUGUGUGGAGAGAUGACCAACCUAUAGCUGUAGAUGAGGGGAGUGGAACCUCAACCCAGCAUGUUAUCAUGAUAGAGUCUACAGAUGCAGAGGCUGCAGGUCCUGAAGGAUUGUCUCUGGUCAAGCAGGAGAGGUCUGAAGGAGAGGAGGACCGACGGCACAGCAGGCACAUCCAGACUGGAGCGGCAGCUGGAGCGCCCCCUGUAGCCACGGUAGACCAUACCAUCACCCCAGCGCAUCUCUGGACCCGAAGCAGAAUCACGGAGGUCAGUGGAACGCCGAAUGCAGUCCUCAAGUCAGAGAAAGACAUCAAGACUUUAACUGUAACACAAAGGCUGUUACACACAGGAUCUGACCACAGAUCAGACCCAGAGAGACUGGGGCCGGGGAGACCGGGCUGUCCUCCUGCUCCUGGCUCAGAGUAUUUACCGGUAUUUCAACAUAGCCAAAGGGCGGUUAAUUCCCAUGGAGAUGGUGAUGCGUUAGCCACUGGCGGUGAUGAUCUGUCUUGUUUUUACACUACAGAGAUGGACCCUGGAAACAUGCCCUUGGGUUUAGAGACACAGACUGAUCUUUCUAGACGGGACUGGAACCAGUACAGUAGUAGUGUAUACUCUGAAGGGCGCCUAGAUGAGAAAGGGGAGGGUCUGGUCAUAGAUGAAGUGACUAUGAAAGUGGAGGGUGACGUUCCACCCACAUGGAAUGCAGAUAAUCAUCACCUAGGAGAUGGACACUUACAGGGCAGAGAUUUCUUAAAUGACAGGGAAAGGUUAGAGACAAAUCCAAAUGGCUCUACCCACUCUCCUUUACACAUGUUCCGGGAUCGCGCCCCAGUGUCCACAUCUAUGGGGCCUUCCGAUUCACACGGCCGCUUCCUUUUCGACAGGGCUAGAGCCCAGGCUCAGGGAGGGGGAGAAACGUCAGGCAGUAGUAAGGGAAAACGGUUCCUCUGCAUGUUCUGUAACAAAGGCUUCAGCUGCCCCCAGAAGGUAGAGAUCCACCAGAGGUUCCACACAGGGGAGAAACCCUUCAGUUGUACCCAGUGUCACAUGCACUUUGCCCAGGCUGGUGACCUGAAGAGGCACCAGAGGAUCCACACAGGGGAGAAACCCUACAACUGCCCCCAGUGUGAGAAGAGGUUCUCCCGCCAGGACCACCUGAAGAUGCACCUGAAGGUCCACACGGGAGAGAGGCCGUUCGCCUGUACGCACUGCGGGAAAAGGUUCUCAGAGAGGAGCUACCUCAGGAUACACCAGGAGAAAAACCAUUCCACUCUAUAACAUAGAAAGUAACCAUUCCACUCGAUAGCUUCUGACGUUUAGCUCAAACCCUGCAUUAAAGAAAAAUAUGCAUUUUCAUUGUUGUCAGCAGAAAAGAUCCACAGAUGCAUUUGGAAUAAUGCGAGUAACAGAUUUCAGUGUUGAAUAUUCCAGGGUAGAAUAUUGCAUACAGACAUUGUGUGAUAGAUACAGCAUAUAUAUACACUGCUCAAAAAAAUAAAGGAAACACUAAAAUAACACAUCCUAGAUCUGAAUGAAUGAAAUAUUCUUAUUAAAUACUUUUUUCUUUACAUAGUUGAAUGUGCUGACAACAAAAUCACACAAAUUAUCUCUGGAAAUCAAAUUUAUCAACCCAUGGAGGUCUGGAUUUGGAGUCACACUCAAAAUUAAAGUGGAAAACCACACUACAGGCUGAUCCAACUUUGAUGUAAUGUCCUUAAAACAAGUCAAAAUGAGGCUCAGUAGUGUGUGUGGCCUCCACGUGCCUGUAUGAUCUCCCUACAACGCCUGGGCAUGCUCCUGAUGAGGUAGCGGAUGGUCUCCUGAGGGAUCUCCUCCCAGACCUGGACUAAAGCAUCAGCCAACUCCUGGACAGUCUGUGGUGCAAUGGAGCGAGACAUGAUGUCCCAGAUGUGCUCAAUUGGAUUCAGGUCUGGGGAACGGGCGGGCCAGUCCAUAGCAUCAAUGCCUUCCUCUUGCAGGAACUGCUGACACACUCCAGCCACAUGAGGUCUAGCAUUGUCUUGCAUUAGGAGGAACCCAGGGCCAACCACACCAGCAUAUGGUCUCACAAGGGGUCUGAGGAUCUCAUCUCGGUACCUAAUGGCAGUCAGGCUACCUCUGGCGAGCACAUGGAGGGCUGUGCUGUCCCCCAAAGAAAUGCCACGAAUUUGCCGAUCUUGGUGUUCUCUGGCAAAUGCCAAACGUCCUGCACGGUGUUGGGCUGUAAGCACAACCCCCACCUGUGGACGUCGGGCCCUCAUACCACCCUCAUGGAGUCUGUUUCUGACCGUUUGAGCAGACACAUGCACAUUUGUGGCCUGCUGGAGGUCAUUUUGCAGGGCUCUGGCAGUGCUCCUCCUUCUCCUCCUUGUACAAAGGCGGAGGUAGCGGUCCUGCUGCUGGGUUGUUGCCCUCCUACGGCCUCCUCCACAUCUCCUGAUGUACUGGCCUGUCUCCUGGUAGCGCCUCCAUGCUCUGGACACUACGCUGAGAGACACAGCAAACCUUCUUGCCACAUCUCGCAUUGAUGUGCCAUCCUGGAUGAGCUGCACUACCUGAGCCACUUGUGUGGAUUGUAGACUCCGUCUCAUGCUACCACUAGAGUGACAGCACUGCCAGCAUUCAAAAGUGACCAAAACAUCAGCCAGGAAGCAUAGGAACUGAGAAGUGGUCUGUGGUCACCACCUGCAGAACCACUCCUUUAUUGAGGGUGUCUUGCUAAAUGCCUAUAAUUUCCACCUGUUGUCUAUUCCAUUUGCACAACAGCAUGUGACAUUUAUUGUCAAUCAGUGUUGCUUCCUAAGUGGACAGUUUGAUUUCACAGAAGUGUGAUUGACUUGGAGUUACAUUGUGUUGUUGAAGUGUUCCCUUUUAUUUUUUUGAGCAGUGUAUAUACACAGUGUACAAAACAUUAGGAACACCUGCUCUUUCCAUGACAGAGUGACCAGGUGAAUACUAUGAUCCCUUAUUGAUGUCACUUGCUAGAUCCACUUCAAUCAGUGUAGAUGAAGGGGAGGAGACAGGUUAAUUAAUGAUUUUCAAGCCUUGAGACAUGGAUGGUGUGCCACUGCCAUUCAGAGGGUGAAUGGGCAAGACAAAAUAUUUAAGUGCCUUUGAACGGGUUAUGAUAGUAGGUGCCAAACGCACUGGUUUGUGUCAAAAACUGCAACGCUGCUGGGUUUUUCACACUCAACAGUUUACUUCAAGAAUUAUCCACCACCCAAAGAACAUCUAGUCAACUUGACACAACUGUGGGAAGCAUUGAAGUCAACAGGCCAGCAUCCCUGUGGAAUGGAGAGUCCAAAAGGGGGUGCAACUCAAUAUUUGGAAGGUGUUCCUAAUGUUUUGGACACUCAGUGUAUGUUAAUGUCAUUAUUUGGCAACAGUUACAUCAGACGUAUCUGAUUAAAUUAAAAUUAGUUUGUCAAUGA
This is a messenger RNA of Oncorhynchus nerka (sockeye salmon), 3952 nucleotides long. Its product is annotated as zinc finger protein 213-like. Gene Ontology annotation, molecular function: RNA polymerase II cis-regulatory region sequence-specific DNA binding; DNA-binding transcription repressor activity, RNA polymerase II-specific. Lineage: Eukaryota; Metazoa; Chordata; Actinopteri; Salmoniformes; Salmonidae. The transcript has 3 exons. Bases 207 to 1799 code for a protein of 530 amino acids. The record is from RefSeq and is a predicted model, not a curated record. Gene Ontology annotation, biological process: regulation of transcription by RNA polymerase II. Gene Ontology annotation, cellular component: nucleoplasm.